AUGAUGAAUUUUCCGCACCGGCGAUACAAUCCGUUGUUGGAUCAGUGGAUCAUAGUGUCACCGCAAAGACUGCAACGACCCUGGCUAGGGGGCACGGAGUCUGCGAAGAAAAUGCCCUCAGACGGCGCUGUUCUCGAUUUGUUGGCUGCCGGUGCGAUCAGGAGUUCUGGCAAGCGGAACGAGAACUACGAACAGACGUUCGUUUUCGAGAACGACUUUCCGGCAUUAGGUGGUUGUCCAGCGGACUGGAGAUUCGACGAUGACCAUCCGCUGUUCCGGACAUCGCACAGCAAAGGCGUUUGCAAGGUGAUGUGUUUUCAUCGCAGUUGCCAGUCUCAAAUGGCAUUGAUGUCUGACGCGGAACUGCUAAACGUCGUCGAAUGUUGGAUGAACGAGCAAAGGCAGCUGGAGGCAGCGUUCCAAUGGGUGCAGAUUUUUGAGAACAAGGGCGAAAUCAUGGGCUGCAGUAAUCCCCAUCCGCACUGCCAAAUUUGGGCCUAUCGCGGAGUCUCGAUGCUCGAAGACUAUGUUUUUCAGGAAAUUCAGCGAAAAGAAAGAAUCGUUGUCGAAAAUAGUCACUGGCUUUGCUUGGUGCCGUUUUGGGCGGUUUGGCCGUACGAAACCAUGCUUUUGCCAAAAAGGCACGUGUUGAGGCUUUCGGAGUUGUUACCGGAAGAAGUGACGGCCUUAUCGAAAAUCAUUAGAACCCUUUUGAUCAAAUAUGACAAUUUGUUUUCCUGCUCGUUCCCGUACAGCAUGGCUUGGUACUCUGCCCCUGCAGGAGACUUCCUCAAGGAAGACUUGGCCCAUUGGUACCUGCACGCAGUUUAUUUGCCUCCGUUGGUUCGAUCCGCCACGGUAAAAAAGUUUAUGGCCGGCUUUGAAAUGGUGUGUGAGCCCCAAAGAGACUUAACGCCCGAAAACGCAGCCAAAGUUCUUCGAAGUUUGCCAGUCGAGCAUUACACGAUUUCCUCGUCAGACAAGCAAAACGAUGGUGACAUCUAA
This is a messenger RNA of Soboliphyme baturini, 1005 nucleotides long. NCBI's taxonomy places the organism in Eukaryota, Metazoa, Nematoda, Enoplea, Dioctophymatida, Soboliphymatidae. The record is from the annotation of a GenBank genome assembly.